CAGUCUACACAGCAGCCUGCCCUAACUCCUCCACUUAUUUCCACCAGCUCUUAACAUCCCACACUGUUAUCUCAGGGAGGGAAGACACAAUAAUAUCUCUGCGAGACUAACUGCAGCCUGGACUUGUCUGUCCAGUUAGAAGCACUUGGAAGGCUGUAGAUCUGCUGGUCAGGUGUAAACAUGGCAUGUCACUCUACAUCAGGGGAGGUGAGAUGACCCCCAGGAGACCACAAGUGUUGUCAUGUAGCACUGGGUCUUCUGUCAGGAGUCUCUGGAGCACAUAGCCUUUGAUGGGACCUGUGUGCAUAGACUAGACAGCACAACAUUGUGGACCUACAGCACUAAUAUUAUUGGGAGGACUAGAUACAAUUACAGGCAUAUCCUAUGCACCUUCUAUGUACUACUGACCAUGGAGGCUCUUCUCUCUCUGGUGACACUCUUUGCAGCCUCGGCACUGGCUACAGGGAUUAACACCAUGGCUACAAUUGCAUCUCAGCGAGAUAAAGCGUGUAAUCCUAGGAUGGGUAAUUUAGCUAUUGGCCGGAGAUUAUGGACAGACACAGUUUGUGGCUCCAACAACACAGAACUAUAUUGCACAUAUACUGAGUAUCCAGACCAAACUUGCAAGGAACCAAAAUGUGACAAAUGUAAUGAUGCAGUCCCCCGGCUAUCACAUCCAGCAUCUGCAAUGGCGGAUUCAACGUUCAAAAUACCACGCACGUGGUGGCAGUCAGCCAGGGAUAUCCAGAGGGAAAUUAUACAGUUAAAUUUAGAAACCACAUUCUACUUUACCCAUCUGAUUAUGGUAUUUAAGUCCACCAGACCGGCAGCCAUGAUUCUGGAGGGUUCACAGGAUUUUGGCUUCACUUGGCGUCCAUAUAAGUAUUUCUCCACAAACUGCACAGAAAGUUUUCAGCUUGAGGAUGAUGUUAAUGUAAAAGGGGCUAUUUGCACAUCUCGAUACUCACAAGCAUUUCCAUGUAGUGGAGGGGAGGUUAUUUACAGAACAAUGUCACCACCAUAUUCAACUGUGGAUCCCUAUAGUCAAAAGGCUCAGGAUCAGCUGAAGAUUACUAACCUACGUGUACAGCUACUGAAGCAACAAAGUUGCCCGUGUCAGAAUAAAAAUGUAGAUAUUAAGCCACAUUCUCUAGCACAUUAUGCUGUUUAUGACUUUAUUGUUAAAGGGAGCUGCUUUUGCAACGGACAUGCAGAUCACUGUGUUCCGAUAGAUGGAUUUCGACAAGCCCGGACAACCAGCAAACUCCAGGUGGUCCAUGGGCGAUGUAUUUGCAAGCACAAUACAGCAGGACCCCACUGUGAGCACUGUGCUCCCCUAUAUAAUGACCAGCCUUGGAGAGCAGCAAAUGGCAAAACUGGGGAACCUAACAUGUGUAAAAAGUGUAAAUGUAACGGCCAUGCUGAGAGCUGUCAUUUUGACAUGGAUGUGUGGCUGGCAUCAGGCAACCGAAGUGGAGGAGUAUGUGACAACUGUCAGCACAACACAGAAGGUAUACACUGCCAGAGAUGUAUGUCAGGUUGCUUCCGAGAUUUAAGGAUCCCCUUCUCAUCACCAGAUGCCUGCAAAGCAUGUUCCUGUCACCCAGUUGGAUCAGCAAAAAUCUCCUCUAGUACACACACAUUAUGUGACCCUCAUACUGGAAACUGCCCUUGCAAGCCUGGUGUAGCUGGCCCCACAUGUGAUCAGUGUAUGGUUGGAUAUUGGGGUUUCGGUGAAUAUGGUUGUAGACCAUGUGCUUGCGCAGGAAACUGUGAUCCUUUAACUGGAGACUGUAUGGCCAACUUGGAAAUAGACUGGUAUCAUGGUCCUGAUUUCCUUUCAAAUGAACAAGGAUUUUCCGCUCUUCGACAUACAGGAAAAUGUGAGUGCAAAGAUCAAGUAUUAGAAAAUCCAAAGGUUUUCUGUGAUAUGAGAUACUCCUAUGUGCUUAAAGUGAAGAUAAUGUCAGCUCAUGACAGGGGUUCCCAUGCAGAAGUGAAUGUGAAAAUUAAAAAAGUUUUGAAAAUGACAAAACUGAAGAUUCCACGUGGAAAGAGAACACUGUACCCAGAAUCAUGGACAAAUCGGGGCUGUACCUGUCCCAUCCUUAAUCCAGGUCUAGAAUAUCUAGUGGCUGGAUAUGAAGAUGUGCGCACAGGUCGUCUCAUUGUGAACAUGAAAAGUUAUGUCCAACUCUGGAAACCGUCUCUUGGCAAGAAAGUAACAGAGAUACUAAAGAAAGAAUGCAUUUGAGACAAAUUACUGAAUACAGAAGUACUAUAUUGUAUUUAUUGACCAGUUUAGUCAACAGAUGCACAUAAAGAUGCUGCACAGCAACUCCAUGCUCCUGACCUUCACCUGUAUGCAUUACAGGCUCAUAUACAUAUGUUUUACAGCCAAUUGGUCCUCCCCUACUCUGAUGCAUGUGCAGCAUAACAGCAGGAUAUUACACUUUAAAAUGGAUUUUUAAAGCUAAAUUUAAUUUGAAUGCAGAUGCGGAAAUGUAUGAGCUAAAGCUUCUAUAUUCUGCAUACGUGUUAUUUAAUUGAAGGUACAAAAGGAAAACUUGGACUGUUUGUAUUGAGGUAGUGUUUCACAUGACCUCCUUAAAUGUAAAUAGCAUUUUUAAGAAGCACUUUACUAAUUGUUUUUGUUUUUUUAUCUGUUGAACAAGACUACGGUGUUUAGAGAGCUACCGAAAUGAAAUGACACUAGAGACACCUUAAAACAGUUUCUGCUUUUUAUAUGUAUUUAUGUUUUAUAGUCAUUUCAUGUUACCAGAGAUAAAAGGAGACAAUGGACAUUAAUAUGUGUUGUAUUCUUCAUUUUUGAGCAGUGUUCAUUUCCAAUCAUGUUUCUACUUGUGGAAGCUACAAUUCCCUUCAGGACUGUGGAGAAUGAUCUUCCUCCCACCCAGCGGUCGCUCCUUUCAUUGAAGCACAGACAGGCUCCCUUUGAACACCUGACUUGUGAUGUAAUAUCUUGGGUCGCAUUGCAACCUGGGAAAAGCCUGAGACAACACUCAUUUUGUAUGCUGCUAAGGCUCCUUUCACACUAUGAGCAUUCAUCCGUUAUUAACCCCUUAAUGACCACGGACGUAAAUGUACGUCCUGGUUUGGCGGUACUUCGCGCACUAGGAUGUACAUUUACGUCCCGUGUAUGACCGCGAGUAUCGGAGCGGUGCUCGCGUCAUACACGGCAGGUUCCGGCUGCUAUCAAUAAUGGUCAACAUCCGCGAUCGCGCAGAUGUCCGCCAUUAACCCCUCAAAUGCCGUGAUCAGUACACGGCAUCUGCGGUAAUGCACAUGUUAAAAUAGGUAAUCGGAUCGCCCGCAGCACUGCCGUGGCGAUUCGAUCAUCCGUAAUGGCGGACGGAGGUCCCCUCACCUGCCUCUAUCCAUCUCCCGGCAUCUCCUGCUCUGGUCUGAGAUCGAGCUGACCAGAGCAGAAGAUAGCCGGUAAUACUGAUUAGUGCUGUGCUGUAUACAUAGCACUGAACAGUAUUAGCAAUCAAAUGAUUGCUAUA
Molecule: messenger RNA, 3527 nt
Organism: Hyla sarda
Lineage: Eukaryota; Metazoa; Chordata; Amphibia; Anura; Hylidae
Gene: NTN4
Product: netrin 4
Exons: 10
Coding region: 410-2254 (614 amino acids)
Biological process (GO): substrate adhesion-dependent cell spreading; basement membrane assembly; cell migration
Cellular component (GO): laminin trimer
Molecular function (GO): protein binding
Source: RefSeq, a predicted model, not a curated record